This is a messenger RNA of Hyaena hyaena (striped hyena), 3709 nucleotides long. RefSeq names its product polypeptide N-acetylgalactosaminyltransferase 3 (gene GALNT3). Bases 873 to 2774 code for a protein of 633 amino acids. NCBI's taxonomy places the organism in Eukaryota, Metazoa, Chordata, Mammalia, Carnivora, Hyaenidae. The transcript has 14 exons. The record is from RefSeq and is a predicted model, not a curated record. Gene Ontology annotation, cellular component: Golgi apparatus.
AAUCAAGAGUCAAAUGUUUAAACAACUGAGCCACAGAGGCACCCCUGUAUGCACAUCUUAACUGGGGACUGAAGACCCUGGCUUCUUGUUGAGUGUCAGCUGGAGGUUGCGUUCAGUUCCUAGCAACCACCCCCUUUCCCAGAGGCUGGCUAUGGCUCCUUGCCAUGUGGGCUUGCCCAUGGCUUACUUCUCAUGGCCAGCAAGGACAGCCUCUAGAGUACUCUGCCUGCAAGACAGUCUUCUAGAAGGAAAUGAUUUCAUCCCAAGACAAGGAGAAGACAAAAGGCCUCAGUACUCCUCAAUUUUGACCUCUACCUUUGACCAGGAAAUAAGAAAACAAAAGGUAGUAAGGAUGACUGGCCUGCUUUUAGCUGGCUUUCUUCAGAGUUGGAAAGGAAAGUGUUUUUUUGUGACCCAAAACAGUUCCUCGGGCUCUGUGCAGGUGAGCGGACAAUGGAGACAUUCUUCUUGGCAUUCUAAAUGGAAUUGGCCAUUGAAGCUGCUGAAUCUUGAGUGGCACACUUGAAGGCCUCCACAACUCACUUGAAUGUGGUUGUGCUUUGGGAAGACUCGACUUUGAACCCUCCAUCAAUCAUGGAAGUUCUCUCCUUCUGUGGUUUUCAAAGUGUGGUCCCUGGGCCAGCAGGAGCAGCAUCACCUAGGAAGUUGCUGAAAUGUAAAUUCUCAGACUCCGCUCCAGAUUUACCAAAUCAAAAGCAAUGGAAGUGGGGCCCAGAAAUCUGUGUCUUCUCCAGCUCUCCAGGUAUUACCAUUUAAUGAAACCUUCUUGCCAGCAAAUCUAUGAUAAAAAAUAUAAGUAACAGAGGAAACAAUAACUGUUAUUUGUCAAGUGGCAAGCUUUUAAUGUCAGAAUGGCUCACCUAAAGCGACUAGUAAAAUUACAUCUUAAAAGACAUUAUCAUAAAAGGUUCUGGAAGCUUGGUGCAGUAAUUUUUGUCUUUAUAAUAUUUUUGAUUUUAAUGCAAAGAGAAGUAAGUGUUCAAUAUUCCAAAGAGGAAUCAAGGAUGGAAAGAAAUAUAAAAAACAAAAACAAGAUGUUUGAUUUCAUGCUAGAAGCUGUAAACAAUAUUAAAGAUGCAAUGCCAAAAAUGCAAAUAGGAGCACCUGUCAGGCAAAACAUUGAUGCUGGUGAGAGACCCUGUUUGCAAGGAUAUUAUACAGCAGCAGAAUUGAAACCUGUUCUUGACCGCCCACCUCAGGAUUCUAAUGCACCUGGUGCUUCUGGUAAAGCAUUCAAGACAACCAAUUUAAGUAUUGAAGAACAGAAGGAAAAAGAACGUGGAGAAGCAAAACACUGUUUUAAUGCUUUUGCAAGUGACAGGAUUUCUUUACACCGAGAUCUUGGACCAGACACUCGACCUCCUGAAUGUAUUGAACAAAAAUUUAAGCGCUGCCCUCCCCUACCUACCACCAGUGUCAUAAUAGUUUUUCAUAAUGAAGCCUGGUCCACGCUGCUUAGAACUGUCUACAGUGUGCUUUAUUCUUCCCCCGCCAUACUGCUGAAGGAAAUCAUUUUGGUGGAUGAUGCUAGUGUAGAUGAAUACUUACAUGAUAAACUAGAAGAAUAUAUAAAACAAUUUUCUAUAGUAAAAAUAGUCAGACAAAGAGAGAGAAAAGGUCUGAUCACUGCAAGGUUGCUCGGAGCAACAGUUGCAACAGCUGAAACCCUCACAUUUUUAGAUGCUCACUGUGAGUGUUUCUACGGUUGGUUAGAACCUUUGUUGGCCAGAAUAGCUGAGAAUUAUACUGCCGUGGUGAGUCCAGAUAUUGCAUCCAUAGAUCUGAACACGUUUGAAUUCAACAAACCCUCUCCUUAUGGAAGCAAUCACAACCGUGGAAACUUUGACUGGAGCCUUUCCUUUGGCUGGGAAUCACUUCCUGAUCAUGAGAAGCAAAGAAGGAAAGAUGAAACCUACCCAAUUAAAACACCCACUUUUGCAGGAGGCCUUUUUUCCAUAUCAAAAGAAUAUUUUGAAUAUAUUGGAACUUAUGAUGAAGAAAUGGAAAUCUGGGGAGGUGAAAAUAUAGAAAUGUCUUUCAGAGUGUGGCAAUGUGGUGGGCAGUUGGAGAUUAUGCCUUGCUCUGUUGUUGGACAUGUCUUUCGCAGCAAAAGCCCUCAUACCUUUCCAAAAGGCACUCAGGUGAUUGCGCGCAACCAAGUUCGCCUUGCAGAAGUCUGGAUGGAUGAAUAUAAGGAAAUAUUUUAUAGGAGAAACACAGAUGCAGCAAAAAUUGUUAAACAAAAAUCAUUUGGUGAUCUUUCAAAAAGAUUUGAAAUAAAGCACCGCCUUCAAUGUAAAAAUUUUACAUGGUAUCUGAACACUGUUUAUCCAGAAGCAUAUGUGCCAGACCUUAAUCCUGUUAUAUCUGGAUAUAUUAAAAGCAUUGGUCAGCCUUUAUGUCUGGAUGUUGGAGAAAAUAAUCAAGGAGGCAAACCAUUAAUUUUGUAUACGUGUCAUGGACUCGGGGGAAACCAGUAUUUUGAAUACUCAGCUCAACAUGAAAUUCGCCAUAACAUCCAGAAGGAAUUAUGUCUUCAUGCUGCUCAAGGUCUUGUUCAGCUGAGGGCAUGUUCCUACAAAGGUCACAAGACAGUGGCCAGUGGAGAACAGAUAUGGGAGAUCCAGAAGGAUCAGCUUCUAUAUAAUCCAUUCUUUAAAAUGUGCCUUUCAGCAAAUGGAGAGCAUCCGAGCUUAGUGUCAUGCAAUCCGUCAGAUCCACUUCAAAAAUGGAUUUUUAGCCAAAAUGAUUAAGUGUUCCUUAAAAUUAAGGAGUUGAAAAAGGAGAUAUUCUUUCUGAUAAAACUGUGACUAGGCAUACACUGUAGUUGUUGAAAAUUAUGCAAAAGCAGCUAAUUAUAACUUAUUCCAAGUGCAUUUUUCUUAUUUAUAUCUUAAAAUGUCUAUGUAACACUGCUACAGAAAUCUUUUAAGUUUCCGUUUCAAAGCACAAUAACUAAGAAUACCAAAGACUAUUUUGAAAUGUCCAGAUUUAGGGGAAGAGAUGUUUACAGUAUGAUGAAAAUAAUUUUCCAAGUAAAGUGAUAUUUGUGUAUUUUGUGCACUUAAAGAUACGCAUAGCUACAUUCACACACUCACAAUUUAAAAUAUUUCUUCUAGUUUUUUGGGGGGAGGGAGAAAGAUUUGAUACUGUAUUUUUUUAACUACAUAGAAAUGGAUCAAUGAAGGUCAAGCUUUGGCCUUUGUGUUCCAACCAGGAAAUUUUUUAUAAAUCUAGAAUUUAUUAUAUAAAAAUGCAGGUAAACUUUUUUUGCCUUUUGUUUACUUAUCUGUCAACAUGAAAUUAAUAAGGAGAAUAUUUUUAAUGCUGCAAUAUCUUGGCAAAUUUUAAAAUAUUUUUUAGUCUGAAGCCCACUUGACUUGAAGCACUUAAAUCUUGCUUAAAAGAUAUUUCUUAAGUAACUAUACUGUGUGUUUUCCUAGAGCAACUUUUAAAAAACUAUAAAUUACUAUCUGUUGAAAACGUGUCUUUUUCCUUUCUGCUACUCUUUUUUCUUACCAAAAGUCACUAAUCUUGGAUGUUUGUGAAAUUGAAUUCCAAAUGCAGAAUACCUGAUUCAUUUCAAAGCUAAAUUUUAUUUGGUACUGAUUCAAUUAUAGAUUGUAAAGAUUUUUCCUCACAAAAAAAACCUUCUAUUUGGAAAACACAAUAAAAUGAAUCCUUAUCA